CGUUCCGGGGAAACCGUAAUGUACAGACUGGCGCGAUAGCGUCCUUUUUCGGCGUUCGCCGCAGUUGUUUGCAUGGAAGUGACCACCGAGGAUGUGGUUUGGUUGGUUGUUUGGCUUAUCAUCGGGUUGUUUGCAAUGAAGAAAGUUGUGUCGUUUAGGCUGAGUGGCAAGGAUUGCGCGCCUAGCAUCGGUUCGCGCCAUCUGACUGAAGGUGGCGGAGGAGGUGGAGUUGGUCUCGCCGGAAGUUCUAUAGAUCGCAAGAAGCCGUUUUCGCGCCCGUUCAACAAGUCUCGCCUCGUAGAUUCAGGCCCUUCUGGAAUAGUGACCACCGCAAGUGCCUCCCACAGAAUGUCCAGUCCGUCCACGAGUCCCACCACGACGGACACCGGUGUCCUUAUCCGACAGAACAACGAACUUCGGCACCGUCUGCAACAGGAAGCCAGCACGUACCGUCGCCGGCUGGAGACGUACAAGCAAGCCGAAGGAAAUCAGGCGGCUCUCAUAAGUCGCCUCCAGGCCAAGGUUCUCCAGUACAAGCAACGCUGCACCGAACUUCAGGAAACGCCUCCCUCGAGCACGUGCUACAAUGCUGGAGGUGGCCCAGCCAGAGAUGUGUCCCCCGGACAUCACCAUGCCGGCACUCCGGCACCAUGCUCCGGAACCAGCGGUGGACCACUGAGUCUGCCACCGUGUCCGGUAGCCCGCGAGCGGUCGAGGUCGCGCUCGCGGUCCCAGUCGCCCUGCCGGAAGUACGCCGACUGUGGCCACGACGAAGUCCGACAUCAGCUCGAUGAGGAACGACGACGCUGCGAAAAGUUAAUGGUCGAGAACUCCUGUCUGCGCCAGCAGCUUGAGGAGUCCCAACGAACCAACGAUGCGCUGACGAAUGAUCUCCAGAAGCUUACCUGCGAUUGGGAAGCACUGCGGGAUGAAUUACUGAGCAAGGAGGACGAGUGGAAGGAGGAGGAGCAGGCCUUCAACGAAUAUUACAACAACGAGCACACGCGGCUGCUGAAAAUGUGGCGCGAAGUGGUCAACGUAAAACGCAUGUUCAAAGAGAUGGCCUCCACUACCAAGAUGGAGCUUGGCCGGAUGCAUCUGGAGCUGAGCGGGACGGGCCGCGAGGUGACCGGAGCGUGUAGUGGCGUGUCCGUCAAUCUGAGACAAUCGACCAAGAUUGAGGAAGCUCAGCAAAUGCACAUCGAAAGAGAAAACAUCGACCUCAAGUCGCAGAUGGGCGAUCUGAGGAUGCAGUACGAAAACGCUAAGCUUGAGAUUGCUCAGCGUGACCAGCGGCUGCAGCAGAUGCUUCAGGACUUGAAACAGAUGGAGGAACGCUACGUCCAAGCCGACAGCCAGGCCGGACAGACUCAGCGUCUCAACGACGAACUGGAGCGUCUUCAGGGUGCCCUGCGGGACAUUGCCCACGCCGUCGUGCAGGACUCGGAGACGGCGGCCACUUCGGAAGCGGAACCUUCUUCGGCCCAUCAUCUCCACCUGUCCCAAUCGAGUGGUCUACCGGCGCCUCCACGUUCACCGAAACGUGGCGCCAUCCGGACGUCGCAGGCCUUUGCCGAGGGAACCAUUUCCGCCGUUCAGGCCGCACUUCACAAGUACCAGCUGGCAAUCCACGACCUGCAGGUCAAGCUGCAGACCAACUCGGAUGCCCUGGCCGCAACUAGAAAACAAUACGACAACUGCGAACACACCCGGGACGUCCUCACCGGUAAGGUGACGGAACUGACCGAGAAACUGGACACCGCCAAUCAUCAGCUUUCGGAGCUGUUCAAAGAACGGGACAGCCUGCAAAAGACGCUGGACUCGCUACGUACGGAUAAACACUCUGUUGAACGGGGAAAGGCCGAGCUGAACUCGAUUGUCGACAGCUUGAACACCGACUACGAGAAGCUGCAGAACGUCAACUGUAAGCUGCAGAAAAUGUAUGACUCGUUGGAGGAGGAGAAAAAGAUGCUCGAGGGAGAGCUGCAGCGCGUCCAAAAGGACAAGGACAUUCAGGAGAUGAACCUCAGAGCCGAAGAGGAGCGCUCCAGCCGGCUGCGAGAGGAAACGAUAACUCUCAGAGAGGAACUGAAUAAGUUGUACCUUGCGCGUGACUUGCUCGAACAGCAAAGAAUCGAGUCGGACGGACUGUUGAACAUGAUUGAAAAGCAGAAGAUUGAGCUCGAAUUCGAGCUGGACCGGAUUGUGAACGAGAGGGAAGCCCUCCAGAUGACGCUGGAGAAGAAGAGUUCCUCAAAUGACCACCUGGAGGUCGAGAUUAAACAGCUGAAAGCUUCGGUGGCCACGCUGGAGGAGGAACGGUCCCGGCUCAAGACACAGGUGUCGGACCAGGGCACGGAUCUGGCCGCGCUGAAGAAGGAACUCAUCGCAACGGAACAGGCCCGGCUCGAUCUGGACUCGGAAAAGCUUGCCAUCAGCGAGCGGCUCAAGUGUCUGGAGAUGGAAAAGGACAAAAUCGAGCAGGAGCUAAGCUGCGUGGCUCGCGAGCGGAACGACCUGAGCAACCAAACGGCGGUCAUUUCGCGCAAGAAGGAAACUAUUGGCGAAGAGGUGAUGCGGCUGCGGCAACGACUCGAACAGGCAAACGAGAUGAACGCCCGGCUGAAUCGGAACUUGGAGGAGCUGGUCAAGGAAAGCGAGGAAAAGGCCGUAGUCAUCGAGGGACACGAGAAGGAACUGCAACGGCUUCAGGAACAACAAGCUUCUCUACGAAGUGAAAAGGAAUCUCUGGAAGCUGUGCUAUUCGAUACGAAUACAUCCCUCGAGGAAGCCGAAGCUCGCAAAGAUGCGUUGGAACGUGAAAACCAGGAUCUGCUCAUUAAACAAGAAUCGCACAAGGCGCUUAUCUGUAGAUUGAACAAGGAUUUAGAGAAUUCCGAACGUCGCGCCCAGGAUAUUAAGAUCCAACUGACGAACGCCGCGGCCAACCAGGAGGCCGAGUUCCUUCAGAAAUUGUCCAGCAUCCGUACGUUCGGGGAAGAGAAUAUUAAAAAGCUUAAUGAAGAAAAGGAGGCAAUCCGAAGUUCGCUCGAGAAGCGCAUGCAUCAGGCGCUGCAAGCCCUCGAGAAUGCAAAGGAUACGGAAAUCGCCUUGUUGAAGGAACAAUUUGAAGCCCUCCAGAUGCAUCUGGAAGCGCUGAACCAACAGCACGAGGAGGUCGUCCUCAGGGCGGAAAAUGAAAAACAACAAUCGCUGCUGAUUGCCCACCGCGACAAACAGGCCGUCAUGGAAAAGUUGGACCACGUGACGCGGGAACUCAAAAACGAGCUCGAUAACAGCGAUCGGUUGAAGCGUGAAAUGGCCGCCCGGCAGGAGAAGGACCGCACCACGAUCGGGUGCCUUCGGGACGAGGUGGGCAAGAUGCGGACGAAGAUGGAAGAGGCCCGCAUUAGGGCCGAGGAAGAGUUGAACCGGCUGGAGGUGCUGCAGGGAGCUCUGCACGACGAGAAGGACCUGGCGCUGCGGGAGAUUGAAGAGUUGAAGGUUCAGCUACGGCUGAGCGAGGACCGAUGUGACGGGCUUAACCAGCAGGUGCAGGACCAUUUGAGAAAGCUGAAGGAGGCGGAUAACUGCAUCGACGGAACCAGGAAGGAGCUAACAGACACCCGUCGUACCUUGGCCGAUAGUAACAUUGAACGUGACAAGUACUCCACCAGCAAUAAGGAGUUACGUGACCACGUGAAGCGCGUUGAAGGUCAACGCCGAGAGCAGGCCAGGGCUAUGGACGAUGCGUUGCAGAAGAUUGCAGGUCUUGAAGAGUCGCGAAAUCUGCUUGAACAGGAAAAGGUCCGCCUGCAGACCAUAUUAAAAGAAACCGAGAACAAUGUGACCAAGAUGACACAGGACCUUUCAACGGCUCAGGCGGACAUUACAAAGUUCCAGUCACAAACAACCCAGAACGAUGCCGCUGAGAAGGAGCUGCAAGCGCGAUUGACAAACGAAACUGAAGAAAAGGAACGAAUUCUGCAGGAACUACAUCAGAUCAAGAAGCAAAUGUCCGAUUUGGAAGGAACGUUGUGUUCCACGAGGCAGGAUUUGGGAAGAGCUCGCUGCAAGGCGAAUCAGGACGAGCAUCGGUUCCACCAGCGCGAGCAGGAACUGUGCACUCGCAUUGAGGAAGGUCGCGGCCGCGAGAAACGUCUCGAAGAUCAGAAGCACAACUUGGAAGUGUGCCUGGCGGACGCUACGCAGCAGAUUCAGGAGCUAAAGGCCCGGCUGGGUGGUUCCGAGGGUCGGGUGAGGGCGUUGGACGAGCAACUGGUGCAUUUGGAUGGCAUCAAGAAGGAGGUCGAGAACAAGUUGAGCUCGAUCGGACACACUUUGCGGCGAAUUGCCGGAAUUCAGAUGGAUGGUUCGGUGAGCUUGCCGUACCGGCUGUUGAGUCCUUCCAGGAGAUAUAGUCCGGCACGUGGCCGGGAGCGGGAGGACUUCCACCACCAUCAUCAUCACCACCAGCAGCAACAGCAGCAGCACGAUACGCGCAGCCUUUCCGGGGAUAACGCCAUCAUCGAUGUCGACCCGGAAAUGGUUCGCAAGGGCGUUCGGACGUUGAUGCAACAGGUGGCCCAAAUUGAGCGCGAGCGCGAUGACUUCAAGAUGCAGCUUUGUACGGCGAAAAAACAGCUGCACGAAGGUAGCGAUAACGCGAUGAGGCUGGAGACGAAGAUCUGCAAGUUGCAGCAGCACAACAGGGCGAUCCACGAGGAUAAGACCAACCUGGAGGCCAAGUUGGCGCAGCGGACCAGCGCAUUACAAUCUACGGAAGAGACGUUGAAGCAAAAGAGUGACGAGUUGAACAUAACUCGAGAGAAGGCGAACCAUUUGGAGCAAUCCCUCGGUAAUACAACGGAGGAGAAGGGUCAACUGGAGGAACGGCUUGAAAAGUGUCGACAGAAUGUGUGCCGCCUGGAGUCCGACAAGCGUCACUUGCAGGAUGAACUGGCAAGAAUCGAGGGACGAGCGUCCAAGUUGGAUCUACAGCGAGUCGCUCUGGAAGGGGACAUUCAACGCUUGCAGAUGGCUCUGCAAGAGAAGGAUUGCACCAUCAGAAACGUCCAAGAGAGACUGGAGAACCUGCAGAGAUCCAGCACUCAACUCGAAGAUCGCUGUGCAGCACUCAAGAGUACCGUCGACCAACUUAAGGAACGCCUCCAGGCGGCGGCAAUCACCGAAACGGAACUUCGCGGAGAAAUCGCCGGUCUCCAUCGGCACAACUCCGACCAAGGGCACACGUUCGCCCUGGGUCAGGACAAGCUCAAGCAGCUGCAGAAGAAUCUCACCAAUAGCGAAAACGAACGCCGUGUCCUCUCGGAACGUCUGGACGCGGCUCAACACAGCAUCAACGAGCUGCGCAGAAAUCACCAAUCAUCUCAAGAUCAAACGCAGCGGCUGCAGGAACAUCUAGCGGAAUGCGAAGUUCAGAAGUCGGCACUCGAGUCACAGCUGCGACUGGCCAAGUGGAACCAGGAGAACGCGGAACAAUUUGGCGGAGGAGCCGGCGGCGACCAGGACCUUGCCCGGCAGUUGGUCAACUCGCAACGAGAUCGCACCGAGCUGAGAAACAAGCUUGAAGCCAUGAACGAAAAAGUUCGCCACUUGGAAAAUGAAAAACGUGGCAUUGAAAAGAGCAGCAAGUUCUCUGGUCACGUUCAGUUCGACCGAUCGGAGAAGACCGACUUGGGAGAGCUGGACUCGAACCGGCUAGAAUCAUCCGGUUCCAAGUUCAACUGCGGUCUCGACCACGCCCAGAUCGAGCAGGAAAGUCGCGAACUGCGCAUGAAGGUCCGUCGCAUGGAGACGCUGCUUGCCGAGAAGGAAGCGGAACUUGCUCGGGCCAAGGCCAAGAUGCUUGAGUCCCCGCUCAAAUCAACAGCGGGUUCGUCAACCGGAGGGGACGUUGAGCGCUAUCGAAGCGCACAGGUCCAAGCGGAACGACUAUUGGACGCACGAGAGCAGUCGCAUCGCCAGCAGGUGGUGCGUCUGGAGAACCAGAUCUCAAUGCUGCGGGAACAGUUGGCCCAAGAGGCCAAACGCAGACAGAUGUACAUACUGAAGAGUUCAAGAGCGGGUCGCGAAAUGCAGCAACUUCGUCAGACCUUGGGAGAUUCGCUGCGUCACGUGGCCCAGGAUCCGAUUGACUCGUCGUUGCUGCAAAACGAAGCCAGAAGAUUGGACAGCGCCGUGUCGCUGAGUUUGCCGCCAACAACGAGUCGCGAUUACGAUCGGAGUCUGAGCCCAACGUACCGUUAAACCAAAAACCAAACUUAUUACCAAAGAAGUUCACAAAAGUUUGAAAUGUGCACUGCCUCAAAUUAUGAAAUUUUCGAAACUUUUUCGCAGAAAAUGUGAAAUUUUAACAACUGCCAGUGAAACAAACCAAAUAUAACCAACCUUUAAGCAGAAAUUUUGAGCAAGCAAAUGACGAACAGAAAUUAUAUUUCCUAAUAAACUACAAAUGAAAUUUAAUCAAACCCAUAACUUAAGCAAUCAUACCAAAAUCAAAUCUUACUGGCCUUCUUUAUGAUGUUAACGAAAGAAGCCUUGUAGCAAUCACAUCUCAAUCAAUCAAUUUAGGAGGGAACCCCUGAUUUAAUCACAAACACUCAAAAAUCACCGAACCAGGCCGCCUAGAGCCUCGACUCCGCCUAUUCUUUGCGAAGAAUACUUUUCAGGUUUGGAUUGGUUCUGGAGUCAGCACGGUUUUACACGCCUUAAAAAAUUGCUUCGAGCUAGCUUUAGAAUAAUCUGCAAAUCGAGUGAUCGCAAGCUUUGCUGCCAUUUCAGUAGAUUGUUAGAGACUUUAAAAGGGUCAAAAUUUUAAAAUAUUGAAAUAUCCAUUAAUCAAAGCAUUUUAGAAGAACGAGUUCCUCUAGGAAAAUAGUAUCAAUCACCCUCUGUCAGUUUGCAGGCAAUAGUGAAACUUGAAAUGUUGUUUAACGUCGACAAAAAUCACAAUAAUUUAUUCCAUUCCAUUU
Molecule: messenger RNA, 6995 nt
Organism: Culex quinquefasciatus (southern house mosquito)
Lineage: Eukaryota; Metazoa; Arthropoda; Insecta; Diptera; Culicidae
Gene: Root
Product: rootletin
Exons: 11
Coding region: 73-6270 (2065 amino acids)
Source: RefSeq, a predicted model, not a curated record